GCCACCCCGGAGCCUUCUUCGCUGUCUAGCCAUGGUCAACCCUACCGUGUUCUUCGACAUCGCUGUCGACGGCGAGCCCUUGGGCCGCGUCUCUUUUGAGCUGUUUGCAGACAAAGUCCCGAAGACAGCAGAAAACUUUCGUGCUCUGAGCACUGGAGAGAAAGGAUUUGGUUAUAAAGGUUCCUGCUUUCACAGAAUAAUUCCGGGAUUUAUGUGCCAGGGUGGUGACUUCACACGCCAUAAUGGUACUGGUGGCAAGUCCAUCUAUGGCGAGAAAUUUGAUGAUGAGAAUUUCAUUCUGAAGCAUACAGGUCCUGGCAUCUUGUCCAUGGCAAAUGCUGGCCCCAACACAAACGGUUCCCAGUUUUUCAUUUGCACCGCCAAGACUGAGUGGUUGGAUGGCAAGCAUGUGGUCUUUGGCAAAGUGAAAGAGGGCAUGAAUAUUGUGGAAGCCAUGGAGCGCUUUGGGUCCAGAAACGGCAAGACCAGUAAGAAGAUCACCAUUGCUGACUGUGGACAAAUCUAAUAAAUUUGACUUAUGUUUUACUUAACCACCAGACCAUUCCUUCUGUAGCCCAGGAGAGCACCCCUUCACCCCAUCUGCUCGAAAUAUCCUAUAGUCUUUGUGCUCUCGCUACAGUUCUUUGGAUUCCAUAUUUUCCUUAUCCCCCUCCAAGUUUAGCUGGAUUGCAAAGUUAAAUUUAUGAUUAUGAAAUAAAAACUAAACAGUUAUCUGUCUUUGUUUGCA
Molecule: messenger RNA, 748 nt
Organism: Budorcas taxicolor (takin)
Lineage: Eukaryota; Metazoa; Chordata; Mammalia; Artiodactyla; Bovidae
Gene: PPIA
Product: peptidylprolyl isomerase A
Exons: 5
Coding region: 32-526 (164 amino acids)
Biological process (GO): protein folding; protein peptidyl-prolyl isomerization
Molecular function (GO): peptidyl-prolyl cis-trans isomerase activity
Source: RefSeq, a predicted model, not a curated record